This is a messenger RNA of Phacochoerus africanus (Common warthog), 1925 nucleotides long. It is a transcript of the gene OSR1, whose product is annotated as odd-skipped related transcription factor 1. Gene Ontology annotation, cellular component: nucleus. The transcript is spliced from 3 exons. Gene Ontology annotation, molecular function: DNA-binding transcription factor activity, RNA polymerase II-specific; RNA polymerase II transcription regulatory region sequence-specific DNA binding. Bases 329 to 1132 code for a protein of 267 amino acids. Gene Ontology annotation, biological process: urogenital system development; regulation of transcription by RNA polymerase II; embryo development. The record is from RefSeq and is a predicted model, not a curated record. NCBI's taxonomy places the organism in Eukaryota, Metazoa, Chordata, Mammalia, Artiodactyla, Suidae.
UCGGUGCUAAGGGGUGAGUGAGUCGGAGCUCAGUCUCUCCCCAGCACGUUCUCGGCCGCUCCGGGUUCAGACCCAACGUAGGAGCCGCGAGAGAGGUUCACCAUCCCCCGGGCGGACAGGACUCCGGGGCUGCUGAGCGCUCCCGCGUGUCGGGCGCUCGGAGUCCCCGCAGCCGGAGAGGGAUCAGGACUCUAGAGCCCGGGGGUGCCUGUGGAAUCCAGCGCCUCGGGCUUCCCGGGUCCCCCGCACCGGGAGCCCCAGAGACGCGCUCGGCACCCGGAACGCUGCAGAAUAAGAUCGAGAUUGAGGACAGACUGCCACGACCGCCAUGGGCAGCAAAACCUUGCCAGCGCCGGUGCCCAUCCACCCAUCCCUGCAGCUCACCAACUACUCCUUCCUUCAGGCAGUGAACGGCCUGCCCACAGUGCCCUCGGACCACUUGCCCAACCUGUAUGGUUUCAGUGCACUGCAUGCGGUGCACCUGCACCAGUGGACGCUGGGCUACCCCACUAUGCACUUGCCGCGCUCCUCUUUUUCUAAAGUGCCGGGUGCUGUGUCCAGCCUGGUGGACGGGCGCUUCCAGCUGCCUGCCUUUCCCUGGUUCCCUCAUGUCAUCCAGCCCAAGCCAGAGAUCACUGCUGGAGGCAGCGGGCCCGGGGCUCUCAAGACCAAGCCUCGCUUUGAUUUUGCCAACCUGGCCUUGGCCGCCACACAAGAAGAUCCCUCCAAGCUUGGCCGAGGGGAGGGUCCCGGUUCCCCUGCCGGUGGGCUGGGUGCCCUCCUGGAUGUGACCAAGCUGUCCCCAGAAAAGAAGCCCACGAGGGGACGCCUGCCUUCCAAAACCAAGAAAGAGUUCGUAUGCAAAUUCUGUGGCCGCCACUUCACGAAGUCCUACAACCUCCUUAUCCAUGAGCGGACGCACACAGAUGAGCGGCCCUACACAUGCGACAUCUGUCACAAAGCCUUCCGGAGGCAAGACCACCUAAGGGACCACAGAUAUAUUCACUCCAAAGAGAAGCCUUUCAAGUGUCAAGAGUGCGGGAAAGGAUUCUGCCAGUCCAGGACUCUCGCUGUCCACAAGACGCUACACUCACAGGUGAAGGAGCUCAAAACCUCCAAGAUCAAAUGCUAAAUAGAGCCUCCAGGGCACCAGGACCCUGGGUCUAGCCGCCCCCUCCUCCAAAGGGACAGAAGCCGAAGGCGACUCUGGCGGGCAGCGGGAGGGGCUCCCGGGACCUUCCCCGUCCCAAACGUGUCCCCUGGGUCCCGGGCGCACGCGGAACUCCAGAGCCUCGCCCCGGGCCGUGACCCCGGCCGCCCGGGCGGCUCCCCCAGGACGCGGCUAAACUCUUGGCCAAAAGGCGGUACUCACGUGGCGGAAGGGAAACUGCAUUUAAAAAAGAACGAAAGCUUCGCGGAGCCGCAGCGGCGCCUCUCCCAGAAGUAUUACUUUUUCUAUUGUUAUUUUAUACGUUUUCUUUAUUAUUUUUUUUUCUUUGACCAUAUAAGCUUGUAACUCUGACGGCGGAGAGCGAGGGGAGUGGAAAAGAAGUUCUGUGCUCUCGCAGCUUCCAACCCCUCCUCCCGCCCCCCUCCCCACCCCCGGGAGCCUGCAAAAGUGUAAUCCCUGUAUCUGCUUCGGCGGCCGGCCCCGGGAUCCCGGGGCCGGGGAGCGCCCUCCCAGCUCCCGCCGCGCAGCGGGCGGUGGGCUCCUGGACUCGGAGGGCGGGGAGGGAGCCUGGGGCCCUGGGGCUGGAGGGGCCGGGCUUCCGGCUCCCCUGUUCCGCCGCCCCGUCACCUCGAGCGAGCAGCGGGCCAGGAGCAGGGCGAUGGAUUGCGAUUGGCACUUUAUGCUGACCAUCGGUAACGGACAUUUAUCACUGGAGUUUUUAAAAAAUAUUAAAUAAACGGCUAUUUUACAGGCA